AUGUCCAACAUUCAGACAUUCGACAGCUCGACAACGUUAAGAAUAUGCGAAGAAGGAUACGACAUGACGAAACAGGAGUAUUAUUCAAAAAAGAGAUGCACUUUCUCGUGCUGCGACUGUUUCCAUAAAAAAUGCACUUUUCGCGUGUGGCAUAUUCUGCUAUUCCUGUUUAUAAUAAUCGUCAUUAUUAGUGCACUAGUAGUUAUAAUCGCAAUGUUUGGCCCUGCCAGAAGUCCAGAUAUGAAAUACUCGAAAAGGAUCGGAUCAGACACUCCUGAAGGCGGCUGUAAAGGUAACUGUACACGUUGAGUUUAUCAGGAACCAGCAUUUUGUGUAAUUGUUCAUAAUUGUCUUCAAGGUGGCGAAAGGUCCAAAUGCACGCCUCUCUUGUUUUAGCGCCGGCCCAAGCCUAUCUUAUACGAAAAAAAUAUAUAUAUAUAUAUAUGCAAAAUUAAAAGCUGAGGACUGAUACAAAAAGCAGGUUUCGAAGGUUAUAAUCCUUUCAAGAUGUGAUUACCAGCAUGCAUGACUUCUGUAAUUCAUUAAGUAAACUAUUGUAAGCGUUUAAUCAGUUAUUCUGCCUUGGCAUUUUAUGUUCUUGGGGAGGCUCUUGUUUCAUAAGCUUUGAAGGUGAAGUGUAUAGGACUGGCGAUGUUUCGUGAUUUCAACUUAGCUUGCUUAGGAUACAGUGGAUAUUAGGACAAUUCUGUUAGAAAAUCAAGACCUCGAGUUAAUUUCGAAACCCUCAGACGGGAUAAAUGGUCAAGAAAAACUCAACAACAAUUAGAGGGGCAAAAAAACAAAACAAAACAAAACGAAGACGUAAAAGGUCAGAUCUGCGACUUUCAAAAUAAGAGAGAACUUUUGCGAGACCCUCACUGACAACCCAGCAACUUUAUUUUGAACUUGUGACAACUGUCAUUUAAAUAAAGUUUGUGCAGCAUGGAUUGCAGGUUAAACAUCACAGUGAAUGAAUUUUCCUUGCGUGAUCUUUCAUGUUAGGUGUUAAUUGUCUUUGUCUACCUCAAAUUAGGGAUUGACACCUUUACGUCGGACGAGAACGUCACAGAUAGAGCGUAGUGAGAUUCAGAGAACUAAAUCUCUGAGAUAGAGAUCUUGCAUUUUGCGCAGACAAAAGUUUAGAUGACAAAGCCCUUCAAUUAUGAAGUAAAUAUCAUUUUAUUUACGACAAAUUCUAGAAUGCAACCCUUCACUUGAAGUAAUUUACUGAUAGUCUAAAGAGAGAGAGAAAAACAUUCAACAUUCUGAUAAGUUUACCCUUUUGAAAAUGACAAAGGCACUCGAUGUACGCUCGAGCUUGUACUAACAACUUUUCAAUAGUUUCCAUUCAUAACCGAAUACUGGUUGACGGAAACUUCAGCGUGCAUUAUAUCAUAGCGGAUCCACUAAAAUGUGGUAAACAGAAAGAACGGUUACAUAGUUCGUGAUGUUUGUUCUUCUUGAAAUUUUUCACUCAAAAGUGGAGGUAAUGUGCUACAGGAAAGAAGAUAAAAUAUGUUGACUUUGAGCUGACGUAACGUGGACACGAAGGAAUGCUGUUUCAUGUCAAACUUUUUGUUGAAAGCACAGGCGGGUGCUGACGAAACCGACCUUUGAGUUUUCAUUCAUAUUUCAUUUUGGUUUUAAUUCCGUUUCUUUACAGACAGGUAUACUGAUCUAGCUUUGGUUCUUUCUCAUGAGACGAUUUGAUUGCGCGUUGCAUGAGGACAUUCUAUUGAUCUGAAAUAAAUCGUGAUCAAAUAAUCAAAGAUGACAGUGAAAUGUACAAAGAAUUCAAUUAUCGAAUCAAAAAUGUGAACUUUCAACGCCAAAACUAAUUAGAGCUACGACACAGGAAAUUGUUUUUAAAAUUGUGGUCACGUUUCAAUGUUACAGAUGCGAACUGUUAUAUUCUAAAACUUAUUAACUAAAACUGUAGGUAACAGGUUUUAUGAUGAUUUGUAAAGACAAUGAGUGAUCUUCGACAAGAAAGAGAAAUGUAAGGAUAUUGUAUAUUACCGUCAAUGAAUGAAGAUUACAAGCAUGCAUCGCAUACUAGAUUACUGGAUCGGAAUUGGAGGUCGUAUACUGCUCCGAAGCAAAACAUUGCACAAGUAUUAAGCAAACUCGAAAGAAAAGAUGUCAAUCCUAUCGUAUUUUCACUGGGAAAUUCGUAUUUCAGAACCAUUUGGGAUGAUAAAAAUAGUAGUAAAGAUAAACUUCUCAAGCAUAUUUGCCUAAAUAUGAUUUCAUUGUUGAUGACAAUGCCAUUCUUAUUGCAAUGAAUCUCAAGAAAAAGAAAGAAUUUUGUGAAUUUGAAAUUUUAAUGCCAAGCACCUCAAAUAAUAUUUACUUUAGACAUAAAGCGGUGAUAAGACUGAUAAGCUGCUUUGAGAAAACCUAACAAUACGUACAUAAAUGUUAUCGACAAUCUUUCUGCUCAGCGGGACGUAACAGACAAGCGUAGUACCUCUUCUACUGAAAUGUCAUUCACCGACCAUCCCAGCAUCCUUUCCGUGUAACACCAGGUUCUGUCUAUAUGGUCCCUCUACUCACAGAAGAAUCGCACUGAAUCUCAAGAAAAAUAAUGAAUUUUGUAAAUUUGAAAUUUUAAUUCGAAGCACCUCAAAUAAUAUUAACUUUAGACAUAAAGCGAUGAUAAGACUGAUAAGCUGCUUUGUGGAAACUUCCUUAGACAGAUCUAACAAUACAUACAUAAAUGUUAUCGAGAAUCUUUCUGCGCUGCAGGACGUAACAGACAAGCGUAGUACCUCUUCUACUGGAAUGUCAUUUAACGACCAUCCCAGCAUCCUUUCCGUAUAACACUAGGUCCUGUCUAUACGGUCCCCCUACUCACAGAAGAGUCUAUUUUUAUAAACUGUCAGCUGCAUGGAGCUUAUUGACCUUUCUGACCCUUAUAUGAAUAAAAUUAUUUUGAGUCUCGCGCGAAUAUUUUUGGGUAAGGCAAAAAACGCGCUCUUGGUGUUAUGAUGGUGUAUACUACCCCGCUCCGAAGGCAAGUGGUGAAAAGUACGGCAAAGGGUCCUCACCUGUAUAAUUAAGUUCAUUUACCUUUCCUCAUUUACUUUCUUCAAAAGCAUGUUCUCCUCCUUUCUCCCGGAAUUUCACAUUAAUCGUGCAGUACUACCCUACUACCGAAGUGCAACGGUCACUCGAAACGAAUAUGGAAAAUGCCGAAGGAUAGGGACUACCAUGCGUUACAUCCCUACGAAAAACUAUGAGAGUUAUCCCUACAUUACUGGAUUUUAAGCCUUCAAAUAUGUACUUUUAUUUGUUAAAGCGUUCUUUUUUUUUUUUUUUUUUUUUUUUUUCUUUUGGAAAAUAGUUGCAAUAAUGACAACUUAACCGAAUGCCACAUACGAGAUAACAUUCUCUUUUUCCUGUUGGUGCGAAUCUCAAUAACCUCUGAAAACAUCGAGGUACUUGGAGAUUUUGACGUUUUAUGUAAUAUCUUUGGAAUAAGAUAUUGGCCCAUUGAAGUUUAUGUAUUCCGGUUUAUAUCGUUCAGACGCCUCUUAACUAAGUAGCCGGGCUGAAAGUUACGUUCUCGUGGUAGUGAUAGUGUAGCGAUCUUAAAUUGUUCCGAGACCAGCAGUCUGAGUAAUUACUACUUAACGAAAUUGUUAUAAUUGUGAUGCGAUACUUACAACAACUGAAUUUUGAAUCAAUGUAGCUCUACAGUUUAAGACUCCUUCCAGUCUAUCCCGACUUAUUUCGAAUGAAAAAUUUCGCGAAAAUUCAAACUUUGCUACGACAACUAGAGCAUCAACUACACUUGGACAAAGACCAAUCAUAAGAAAUAGAAAUUACAAACACCACUGCAACUCCAUUUUAGGGGCUACAGGCCAAAUCCCCUCCCCCCCCCCCCCCUUAGAUUUAAAAAUCCAUACUUAGGCCUGUAUGGGCGAAGUAUGGACGAAGUACGGACGAAGUAUGGGCGAAGUAUGUACGAAAUAUGGACGAAGUAUGCGCGGGAUGAUGCGCAACAUUGUCCUAUUUUAAAUGUUACGCAAUGUCGUCAUGUUACGCAAUUUCGUCACGUUACGCAACGAGGCUAUGAAACGUCAAACACUGCAUCGCUUAAAAGUUUUAGCCGUCAGAGUCAUUUGUAGUUAUCUUGGCAAUGAGGGCAAAAAGUGAAAAGUUGUUUUAUUAUAAUUUUUCCUAGAAAAAAGCAAAACAAAACAAAACAAAGUUACACAAGUGUUUUAACUUUUUUUUAUUAUUUCAUCAGGUGCUGAAGAGUCCACCACAGUACCAACAGAAUCUUCUGGCACAACCAAAGAAACGGACGAAAAACCAUCAACUGCUGCUCUAACAACCACAGAAAAACCAUCAAUUGCUACUCCAACAACCGCGGAAAAACCAACAAGUACUGCUCCAACAACCACCGAAAAACCAACAACUACUGCCGCAGUUAUAGCUACUGCUGCAUCAGCUGCUGGGCCAACAACGGCAGCACCGACCACGGACCCCCAAAGAAAUAUUUUAGAGUGCGACACAGCCAUAGUUGGAGCAGGUGAGAACUUGAUACCACCGUUUGGCAUCAAAUUCUGCAAGGGAUCGUUACUCUUGAGUAUCUUAAACGUGUACUGUUCAAGUCUCUUAACCCCCUAUUUUUUCUACUUGCCAUAAAUUUCUUUUCAAGGAAGUAAGAGAAUUUAUCAUCAUAUUAGGAUAAUACAUUCAGAUAAUACCCCUGUCACGUUUUCAUAUAGUGUAUUGAUAUUUUCAUAGAAAGUCAGACAUUGCAUAAGUAAUUCUUUUGGUAAUCUCUUCAAUUUUUAAAGUCUAUUCUCUCAAUUUAUAGGUGCAGGUGGCUUAUUGGUGGCAUAUUCACUUUUUGACAAGACGAAUGAAACAAACGUCUGCGUCUUCGACACAGAUGACAGCGUUGAAAACAUUUAUGACCAUGUUUUUCCCCAAGUACCGGAUGUUGUAGUUGGUAAGUUUAACAUAACACCAGAAGUCAAGCUGUAUCUAUGUAGCAAUCAAUAGCUAUCUAUCGUUGAAUUAAGGACUAAAAGUUAUUUUACAUCGUUUACUCGCUCCACCAAUCUAUGACGAAAACUUUUUUUUUUCUUUUUUUCAGGCUUAGGGCAGUGGGACAUUUCCGCUGACAACUAUGCAGAAAUGUAAGCGUCAAUUUAUCUCAAACUUGUUACUUAGCUGGUAGUCAAGAAAUAUGAAUCGUGACAGUUUUUUUGAAAUGCUCAAUGGUACCUAGGAAUUGUUAAGAGUACAAAACUACGCCGAGCCAUUUCAUAGAAAUAUCCUUGAGUAUAAAUGCUGAUCCUCAAAUAUUGAGAUGUAAUAUAAGGAUACCCAGGCAUAGAUGAGCUACAAGAAAAUAACUGAUCCUCACAAGUGAAUUGCGGCCUGGACUUGUUUGUCUUAUCUAGACUUCGAAGGGAUUGGAACUCAUUCCCCGCUGAUAUAUAUUCAUCAGGCAACUGAGCAACAUUUCGAGAGCGAGGCAAGUUUUCGUUAAUUGUUUAUCACGGGCAGACUGAACUCUGAUUUAUUUCAUCCAAGAAAAAGGGGAAAAACAGAAACGAAUAAGUAGGGCCAGUAAUAGAGACCAUAACAUCACAUUGCAAAUUAAAAUUAUUGAGAGAUUAUAACAGAAUGUAAACUACUAACAAGUUACGACGUAGACACAAAUUAGAAGGAAAAAAGUACGAUUCAAUUAAUUUCUGUUUUCAUUUUCAGGGACCUUUUAAAUCAUUUAUUCAACUACAAUGACGUCUUGUGGAACCCAAAAACUAAACACGUCGAAGUUCGUGGACAGUUUGCUAAUAGCUUUGAUGAUUUGAAGUUAAAUGCCUUUCCAACUUUACGGGACCGUGCGCCACUCAGGAAUCAGACACUCAUGGAAACUGCAGCUUUCAUAUAUAAUAAUCAGAGAAAUUUCACGCAGUUCUCAACCGCGGAGACUUUCCUUUCGUACGAAUUGUCCCCGGAGGGAACCAAGCUUAUGGCAGAAAAUUUCGGCUUCAAAGGUGGCUACAUGCAAGCCAUAAAUCCAAUGAGUUAUAGAACUUAUCUAAAGAAAGAAGAGUAUGUUACCUCCACAUCAUCAGAAGCGAAAAGGCCCCCUAAUUCCAAAGGAAUGUCCGAAAUCGUCAAAGAGCUCACCAAAAAAGUGGAAAGUGGAGGCGGUAAACUUUAUCGUAAAGAGACAGUUGCUUUCAUCACCAAAGAGGGAGAUAAAUUUCUUCUUCAAACUACCAAAUUAACUGUGAAAGCCAAUAAAACAGUUAUCACCGUUGGACCAGCUGCUCUGAAGAAGAUCGAAGGUGACGUCAUUCGAAAUAUUACAGGUCAUCAAAUAUUUGAAUCAAUUGUUGGUGUGCCUGCUUUCUAUGGAGCAGCAGUAUAUGAUAAACCAUGGUGGAAUGAUACAACUGCCACUCAAAAGAGCAACAACUUGGAGCCUUUGGAGAAGUUCAUAUCCAGCAGUGACUGCUUGGGAAUUACCAUGCCUUACAAGUUAGUACUCAUAAAUCUUAACAAUCUUCCUUAAAAUUUCAAAACAAUGCGUCAAUAUCUCCACGGUGAAAAUCGCCCGGGUAUUUGAAGUUUUUAAGUUUGUUCAAAUACCCGCCCCCCGGGGCCAAAAUUGCGUUCAAAUGCCCCACUCGAACACAAUUUUUGAUUAAACGAUUCUUCGUGUGAUCAACGAAUGUUGUAGAAUUUAGCAGUCACAUACUUAGUUUUUUGUGCCGUUGUUGGUUUUUUCUCUUGUAAGCAUCAUUCUGCGAUGUGAAAGUCUUCUUCUGAGCCAUUCGCUCACAAAAGGGGACUCUUUGUUUCUAAACUCCUCCUUUAAAUUCAAAACACGUAUUACACGGAAUUAAAUUACACACCCUACUCAGACAAGGUUCGAAUUACCCACCUCCGGGUCGCGAACGACAGUCAAAUUUCCUUGGGUUUCCCCAGGUAAUGUUGAAACAUCGAAUUGAUCGGUGCAUAACUUCCCUCUGAGUUAAAAAAGGUGAGUUCUUCAAUAUUCUCCAGUAUAUCUUACGAAUAAGCAAGUUUAAUUCCACCUGAAAAAUAGCAUCAAAAUUUUUCUCUAAUAGGAAUUGAACAUCUAGGAACUGGGAAAUAUCACGCUGAUACUUCCGAUCUAGACCAUGAUGAAGCAAAUUAAGCCACGUGAUGUUUUUUGAUAUAUCACCCUCGUGCAAAAAUAAUCAGUGAACUAUAUUGGAUUACUGUGACUUAUGACUCGAAAGCCUGUUCCUGUUCUUUAUUUUUAUGAUAGUGGUAAUGGAACCAGCGGAAGAGCUGUCUUGCACACAAUAGCUAAUAACGGAGGAUGCAGCGAUAAGUGGGGGAAACUUUUGGAGAUUUCUAAAUCCAAUGAUGUCAUCGACAAAGAACUGAAACGCGCUCUGAAGUACAAGUUUCAACGUGAUAUUCCCGAUCCUUUGGAGACUACGUAUAAAUAUUGGCAGGAAGGGUUUUGGUAAGUGCAGUGUUGAAAAAUGAUAAUAAAAAAAAAGGAUAAUAAUCGCUUAUUAUUGCUUUUUUUUUUUAAAUAAAAAAAACCUCAGAAGUGUUCUUAAGACAGUUUCCCCUCGAUUCUCAAGUUGUAAUCCCUUUCCCUCGUCAACAGAACGUUAUGCAUCAUUUUGGCUAAAAACUCAUGGUCUAAGUUUUCGGGUUUGUUCAAUGCAUAUUCAUAACAUAACUUCCUCUUCCGCAAAGGCUUUCCUAUUGAUAUCUGCUGAACGCAAUGCGCGUGUAUGUGGACGAACAAGCGGCCCUCGGUUUUUCGCCUGCAGUCGUCACGUACAGCGGAUAUCUAAUAGAGAGCUCUUGAGAAGGAGAGAGAAGUCAGGUGCCAACGAACGAGUGCCAACUUUGCUCACUUUUGACAGGUUCAUUUCAGCGCUUUUUUUUUUUUUUUUUUUGUAAGAACAUUUAUGGAUGUUACAUCUUCAUUAUUCAACGAUGUAGGUUUUUUCAGAAGCCUGGGGCCAACUUUAACUCAACAACCAUUCGGCAGUGGGCGAGACGACCGCUGAACGGACAAGAUGUGUUCUUAGUGAACAGAGCGUACUACGAUUUCGGUGGAUAUCUGGAAUACACCAUACGAUCUGCUUUUGAGGCCGUACAAGAGGGUUGGAAUUCUGAACUUGUAAUUGAUAUAUACGAUCCGUAAAGGCGCUGAAUACUUAGAUUUUCUGAUUGAUAAUGAUGGCAUGAAAAGAAAAUUAUAGUUUUGUAAACUAGUUAACAUAGAUUAGAAAUGUUAGUAGUUUGUGCGUUUUUAGGCGUUUUAAUAAGAACCGUGUGAAUUUUAAGUUAUGUCUUAGAGGACAUUACGACACCACGUGAGAAAUCAAAAUGAGAAAAGUGAGCUAAGAACCAUUUUAAGGAAGCAUUUAGGUUAGAGGAGACUGGGUCAAAAAGUUUGCCGAAAGAUAUCGACUACUUCCUCGGAAAAUGCCUUAUAAUUCCAAAAAUAUACAGAUAGCUUCGAAUCAGUUUUGGAAAUAUUGAUAAACUUUUUAUUCUGAUAUAUCUCUCUAUUUACGUCAAUAACGAUCAUUUUUUUCCCCGAUUAUUUUUACUGAAGUAUUGCAUGAGGCUUUGUCGAGUGUCAGUAUACAUAGAAAACAAUCAGUGUGAUCUCCAUACAUUUAUAAAGAGAUGUCAAACUAAUUCGUUCGUUAGGGAAAGAAGAAAAACGUUUUAGAGUAUAACUGAUAGAUUUAAAUAGGUGAUAAAAUAUUCUUGUUCGUUACUUCUCCCACAAAGGUCUUGUUUGUUUGUGUUUGCGCUUUAAAAAGCUCUUUUUUCGAAGGCAGCUUGUUUUAAAUAAGUAGCGUUCAUGUUCGGUUUCGUUCGCGGAAGAGUGGCCAUGUUGGGUGCUACAUAAUGAGGUGCUACAUAAUGAGGACCAAAGACCCAAAACAGAAGAUCCACGCAAACUAAUGUAAAACAAGAUGGGGAUAACGGCUGACUCAUGAUAAGUUCGGCUCUCAUUGCUGUGUGCGUGUGAGGCACACAGCAGCUUCGAACCUUUUAAAGGUUUCGGAUUUAAACUAUUGAUUAUGAGAUAGCAAACUGCCCACAGCCGCCUUCUGUUUUCUUAACACCAGCAGUGGUUCCUGCGAAGCGUUACCGCAAUGCGAUCAAAUGAAAUGUAGUUUAAGCACUUUUGUUACAUACUUCCAACACAUCCAUGUCUUUGGGAGGUUGUCUCUCGACUAAUUGGAUGGUACUGGUCCAUGACGAUAAACUAUUCAAACUGUUUCGUUCAAAAAAGGUCACUUUUGUACUUUCAGUACUUUCCGAUGUGUACGACUUGAGGACGACGCUCACAGACUCGGAAAAAUUUGAAACCUCGUUUGACAGGUUCAUGUUUCACGAGCCAAUCGGAUGCGAGCCUGACAGUUUUCCCAGAUCACAGUCUUAAAUGAAACAAAUUUUAUUUGACCUACGGAUGAAAAUCAAGUAGUUCUAGUAGUGAGCUGCAAUUCCUCUACGGAAAAGAGGAACCCUUUGAAAUUGCUACCGCACCCAACCUAUGGAUUCGUAGCUCAGUUGAUAAUAGCGCUCUACUAGUAUCCGUGAGGCCUGGGUUCGAAUCUUGACGAAGCUUGAAUUUUUUCUCAGGCUUCUAUCCAGUAAUUGCUUAACUUGCUGUUCACCAACGAGGAUCACUGCUAUAGCUGAUUUCUAAGAAUUGAUAGAUUUUAUUAUCAAAAUACAGUUACAAAACAGUUUGACAUACUCAGUGAUAUUUAUGCAUUUUAUUAAAAUUUUAAAGUUUUACCUCGUAGAUGUAAGGCAGAAAUUCAAAAGUUUAACACCAUCAUGUAAAUACCAACUAUCAGUGGAGUACUGAAGAUUGUCUUUAUGGAAAGGUUUCACGAUUCCCGUCAACAUAUUAGAAAACCUGGCAUGCUUACUCCUUGACACAAGAAACAGAUCGUUCAAAAUUCUGUUGUGAAAAUUUGAAAAAAAGUCCACACUAAAGCUGGAGACAUACAUGUCUGAUUAAGUCUUGCACGCUUAUUAAUAUAUAUAUUUGUUGUGUAGUGUUUAUGAUUUACUGGGAUUUGACUUUCCUCUACCAUUUCAGUUUGUAUAAGGGACUAUUUUCAGGCAAAAUUACCUGCCUUAGAACAAAGGACAAGUUUACUGAUUUAGAUUUCCUUUGUGCUAUUAUUAUUUAUCAGACAUAUCUUCCUCAGUCAUUUUGUUAUGACUUUUAUAGUACCAGACAGAGUUACCUGUCACAUGACAAAAGAUGCGUUUGCUAUUGUCCUCGAAAUAGAGCUGACAAACUGCUGUGACGCAUGAGCCAAUGUGUAAAAAAUAAUAUCUAUGGUGACUAAGAUUAAAAACGCUUUGAUCCACUGUGCUAAAGGGUUCUUAAAAAUCAACAGAAAAGGAACAUUAAAAGUCUUAAAACAGAAACGUUUAAUGAUUAUCACGGGUACGUAGAAAACAUUUUAGAUGGAAC
Pocillopora meandrina is the source of this 10507-nucleotide messenger RNA. The record is from the annotation of a GenBank genome assembly. NCBI's taxonomy places the organism in Eukaryota, Metazoa, Cnidaria, Anthozoa, Scleractinia, Pocilloporidae.